GGGGGGAGGAGGGAGACUCGGCAGUGACGUCACCGUCUACUGCUUCUCACAAAUGCAGCUGCGCCAUCCUUCUUUUGUCUGCCGAGGAGUACGGAGAGAGCUUCCAGGAGACUCGCCGGCCGGACGCUGUUACCCCCUCUUUCUGUGCUAGUUUUUGCCUCACUUUGGUGUUUUAUUCGCUAUUUCUAUUCCGACUGAAAACGGGAAACGAGCGAGGCCGCUUCCUUUCCUAUUGCUAGUCUGUUAAUACUUGCUCUAAGACCGACUCCGUGGCCGCCAUAGUCGAGCUCUGCUAAGAAGAAAAAAUCAAAAUGGAAGACACGAAGUACCUCCCGGAGCUGCUAGCCGAGAAGGACAGCUUGGAUUCUUCGUUCACGCACGCGAUGAAGCUUCUCGCGGCAGAAAUUGACCGGAUUCAGAAAGGUGAAUCUAAAAAGGAGCCAGAGAAGGAGACCUAUCUGGACCUUUUUGCAACCAAGAGUCUGAAGCUGAAGGAGCGCGUGCUCAUCCCCAUCAAGCAGUAUCCCAGGGUCAACUUUGUUGGGAAGCUUUUGGGGCCUCAGGGCAGCACAAUCAAGAGGCUUCAGGAGGAGACGGGGGCAAAGAUUUCUGUUCUGGGGAAAGGUUCUAUGAGGGACAAAAAUAAGGAGGAAGAACUUCGGAAAGGCGGGGAGGCAAAAUAUGCCCACCUUGCCAUGGAGCUGCAUGUUUUCAUUGAAGUUACUGCACCCAUUCCUGAAGCUUACAUGCGUAUGGCGCACGCCAUGGAUGAAGUUAAAAAGUUCCUCAUCCCGGAACCUGGUGAGCAUGAUCCCUACAUGGAUCCUCACUUCCUGAAUGGAUCCCAAGAUGUCUCCGGCAGGGGGCGCGGUCUUGGCAGGGGCCGGGGUGGUCCACCCGGCGCAGGAGGACCAAGGGGUCGGGGAAUGCCACGUGGCGGUCUUAGAGGGGCCGUGCGUGGCGGAGCACCACGUGGAGGACUCGGGCGCGGCACUGCACCUCGAGGAGCACCAGCGGGCAGGGGGGGACUUCCUUCUGCUCCCACUCGAGGAGGCAAUUCUGCACGCUCAAGACCACCCGCAGCAGGCGCCGCGAGGAUGCUCCCAUCUGCCGCCAUGUCUCACCAGCAACACCAGGGUGGCCCUUCAGGGUCACAAGCUAAACCUGACGGUUACGAUGAAUAUCCUUCAUAUGAGGAGGGUUAUGCCGAGCCUGCUUAUGAGGGAUAUGACAGUUAUUACAGCCAGCAAUCUGCUUCUGCGGAUACUGAGUAUUAUGACUAUGGGCACGGUGAAGCCCAGGACACAGGAUACGACUCCUAUGCUCAAGAUGAUUGGGACAACUCGUGGUCAGGCUCUGGUGCUGGAGGCAAAGCCCCCCCAUCGCGGCAGUCUAAGGGCUCCUAUAGAGAACAUCCAUAUGGAAGAUAUUGAACGACUACUGGUAGAGGGUUGCUAUGGCAAUUGCCUCUGUUGUAACUCACUUACCCUUUCAAAAGUAAUUUCCCUCUCCUUUGUUCCAUUUUUUUAUAUAACUAUAAUUUUUUGUUUUUAAACUAGAGUUGUAACAUUUAGUUUGGAUGUCAGUUCCAGGGGAUAGCGUGGAUGCUUACUUUCUUUGGUUUUCAUUCAAUGUUUUAGUUGCGUAGAUGAGACAUAAAUGGCGUUAACCUAACAAAGGCACAAUGUUGACAUUUUAGUGAUUUCUGGUGGUUAUUUCAGUUAGUGAUUUCUGAGCAAACUGUGGCGAUAAACCUCAUUUAGGCUGCAUUUUCAAAAGUUCCUACUACUAAAAGUGGUUCUAAGUUUUGCUUUAAUGUGAUAUUUUUAACUAAAAUCCUUUGAGAAACAAAUUUAAGCUCAAAUGAUUUUUUUCCUUUAUAUAUAUGAGCAAAACGUAUUUCUGUUGCAGUGAAAAUCUAGGUUUGUGUAAAAUCUUAAAGCCCAUUGACAUUUAAUACACAUUUAUAUUUUGGCACAUAAAAUAUUGUAACCUGCAAAAGGGUCACUGAUCCGCUAAAUCUUGUGAAGCCUGCAGGAUUAAACGUCUGUGUGUAAAGAAAGCUGCAGCCAACUCAAUAUUUUGUACAUAACCUUAGAAAAACUGUGUAUGCUUUAAGUCGUGCCGUUUCCAAAAUGCAUUAUUAUUGUGUACUUUUUGACUAAAUAGGAACCUAAACAUAUCCCAAAAUGUUUUUCUGCCGUGCGUGUUUCAAUAAAGUUUUAUAGUUUCUUUUUAAUCACCCUGAACUUGGUAUUUUGCCUUUGUUGUACCAAAGGAAUGCCUUCAGUUUGUGAAAAUGGGCCUCGGUGGUUCCAGACUUUGCUGAAUACGCUGUAUGUAUACAAGAUAAGCUGAUCUUUAAAAAAAAAAUCAAAAGGAAAAAAACCUACAGUGUUUUGCUAAUGAAGUUAUUCAUUUGUUUUUCAAAACUAAACUUGUAAUGCCACAUUCGAAACAAAAUAAAGCUCACCAUUCCCUGAG
Oryzias melastigma (Indian medaka) is the source of this 2484-nucleotide messenger RNA. RefSeq names its product KH domain containing, RNA binding, signal transduction associated 1a (gene khdrbs1a). The coding region runs from base 312 to 1433 and encodes 373 amino acids. Gene Ontology annotation, molecular function: mRNA binding; poly(A) binding. The record is from RefSeq and is a predicted model, not a curated record. Gene Ontology annotation, cellular component: nucleus. NCBI's taxonomy places the organism in Eukaryota, Metazoa, Chordata, Actinopteri, Beloniformes, Adrianichthyidae. The transcript is spliced from 9 exons. Gene Ontology annotation, biological process: regulation of alternative mRNA splicing, via spliceosome.